AUGGCGGCGGCGGGUGCGGGGGCCGGGCCCGGGCCCGGUGCGGGUUCUUCGGCCGGGGCCGGGGCUUCCAACCCGCGGAAGUUUAGCGAGAAAAUCGCGUUGCAGAAGCAGCGGCAGGCGGAGGAGACGGCGGCCUUCGAGGAGGUGAUGAUGGAGAUCUGCUCCACCCGGCUGCAGGCGCAGAAGCUGAGGCUGGCCCACAGCCGGGGGCCCUACUACAGCGGCUCCCUGCCCAACGUCAACCAGAUCGGCAGCGGCGCCAACGACUUCCAGGGCCCCCUGCACUCGGCGCUGGACUCCGCGCGCGGCACUCGGCACCACGGCCUGGUGGAGAGGGUGCAGCGGGACCCGCGCCGGAUGGUGUCCCCCCUGCGCCGCUACGUGCGCCAGAUCGACAGCUCUCCCUAUGGACCUACCUACCUGUCCCCUCCACCCGAGCCCAGCUGGAGGAGGACCAUGCCCUGGGGGAACUUCCCCAUGGAGAAGGGACAUCUGUUCCGCCUGCCCUCGGCCCUCAACAGAACAAACUCAGACUCAGCCCUGCACACCAGUGUCAUGAACCCCACCCCCCAGGAUGCCUACCUGGGCCCCGGGCAGGGGGUGCCAGCCCCCGGCCGCCGCAGCGGUUUUCUGGAUGGGGAUGUGGACAAUAAAGUGUUCCCCUUCCAAGUGCCUCCCAUCGAAGAGACCUUCGAUGACAGCAAGCACUCUCUGAAGCCCUGGGACACCAAGAAGCUCUCCUCAUCCUCUGCCCGGCCACGCUCCUGCGAAGUCCCUGGGAUCCACAUAUUUCCAUCCCCAGACCAACCUGCCAGCAUCCCUCUCAUCCCCUCGGCCCUCAACACCGGCGGCUCCCUUCCCGACCUCACCAACCUGCACUUCCCCUCCCCGCUGCCCACCCCCCUCGACCCGGACGAGAGUCCCUACCCCAGCCUGAGUGGGGGCAACAGCACCAGCAACCUGGCCAACACCAUGACACACCUGGGCAUCAGCGGGGGCAUGGGCCUGGGCCCCGCCUACGACUCGCCAGGACUUACCUCUCCUAUGCAGAGCUCCCUGAGUAACCCCUCCCUGCAGUCCUCGCUUAGCAACCCCAACCUCCAGGCCUCCCUGCGCAGCCCCUCGCUCCAGUCCUCCCUCAGCAACCCCUCGCUCCAGUCUUCCCAAAGCAGUUCCUCCAUCCCCUCCUCGCUCUCCAACCAGUCCCUGCCUUCCUCCCUCUCCUCCUCGCUCAGCAACCCCUCCCUGCCCACGUCCCCCCGCAGCCAGCCCCUCCAGUCCUCCCCCAGCAACCCCAGCCUGCCCUCCGGCUUGAGCGGCUCCUCCUACCCCCUGGUGCAGGCCUCCAUAACCACCUCGCCCCGCCGACGGGUCCCGCUCAGCCCCCUCACCCUCCCCAUGGGUGGCGACUCCAGAAGGCAGCACCCCAAACAGUUCUCACCAACAAUGUCACCCACAUUGUCCUCCAUCACCCAGGGGGUGCCUCUGGACACCAGCAAGCUGCCGGCAGACCAGCGGCUGCCUCCCUACUCCUACGGCCAGCCUGGGCUGCUGCUGCCGGCCCAGCAGGGCCAGAAAGCUCUGCACCAGUCCCCCCCCCAGCCACCGCUGCCCCCCGCCCCCCCCGCCAGGCUCCCAGCGCCCCCAGUGCCGCCGAGCGCAGCCCCGCAGCGCCCCUACGCCCACCAGUACCAGCACCAGCAGCAUGAGCCCUCCCUGCAGCAGCAGCUGGCGCAGCAGCCCCUGAGCAACUUCAGCCUGGGCAGCUUUGACCAGUUUGGGAUGGGGGAGAGCCCCACUGGCAACAGCAGCAGCUUCCCUGAGGAGCUGGGGACCCUGAGCUACCCUCCCCCCGAGGGCAGCUACGACCCCCAGGUCCUGAACCGGCAAAACCUCAGCAACUGCGGCCGCCACGGCCCCAUCCCCAACAUCAUCCUGACAGGAGAUUCCCCCCCUGGUAUCUCCAAGGAGAUCGCCACGGCGCUGGCCGGCGUCCCGGGCUUCGAGGUGGAGGCGGGGAGCCUGGGGCUGGAGGAGGAGCUGCGGAUCGAGCCGCUGACGCUGGACGGCCUCAACAUGCUGAGCGACCCCUACGCGCUGCUCACCGACCCUGCCGUCGAGGACUCCUUCCGCACCGACCGCCUCCAGUGAGGGGCCUGGCACUCGGCAGAGGGGGGUGGG
This is a messenger RNA of Dryobates pubescens (Downy woodpecker), 2181 nucleotides long. It is a transcript of the gene CRTC2, whose product is annotated as CREB regulated transcription coactivator 2. Lineage: Eukaryota; Metazoa; Chordata; Aves; Piciformes; Picidae. The record is from RefSeq and is a predicted model, not a curated record. Gene Ontology annotation, cellular component: cytoplasm; nucleus. The transcript is spliced from 14 exons. Gene Ontology annotation, biological process: positive regulation of transcription by RNA polymerase II; protein homotetramerization. The coding region runs from base 1 to 2151 and encodes 716 amino acids. Gene Ontology annotation, molecular function: cAMP response element binding protein binding.